Nannochloropsis gaditana CCMP526 is the source of this 726-nucleotide messenger RNA. RefSeq names its product pseudouridine synthase. The transcript is spliced from 2 exons. Gene Ontology annotation, molecular function: pseudouridine synthase activity; RNA binding. Bases 1 to 726 code for a protein of 241 amino acids. Gene Ontology annotation, biological process: pseudouridine synthesis. The record is from RefSeq and is a predicted model, not a curated record.
AUGACGAGCCUGGAAAAACUUGUGAGGCUAUCGUGGAAAAAGGACGACGAUCUGGCUGUGAUAGUCAAACCAGCUGGCGUCGCUGUUCAUGGAACGGGAGCAUACUCGUUGGUGGACGAAUACAGCAAGUUUUUGCAGCCAACAAGCCGCAGCCUUGAAGACGGGGCUCUGCCCAAGCCCGUGCACGCCCACCGCCUGGACGCGCCCGUGGGCGGCCUGCUCCUCGUCGCCAAGACCAAGCCCGCCUUGCAGGGGCUCGUGACCGCCUUUCUGGAGCGGCGCGUCCAGAAGACGUACCGCGCUGUUGUGAUAGGGCGGCCGGCAGAACCCGCCGGCCAGGUCCUUGCGCCCGUGGAGGGGAAGGACGCGGUCACCAGGUAUAAGGUGGUGGCGUCGGUCCCCUCGCCCGCUUUUGACGCGCUCACGUCCAUAGAAUUGAAUCCUGAGACAGGGCGAAAGCAUCAAUUGCGGCAGCACUGCCAGGCCCUAGGCACCCCAAUCCUAGGCGAUCUGAGGUACGGGCCGUCUAAUACCUUGCGGACGCGUGGCUUGUUCCUCUACUCCAUGGCCGUGAGCUUCGUGCACCCGGUGACGACGACAGCGGAGACCUUCAGGAUAGAGGUGCCUGAGAUUUUCGGGAACACCAUGAAUAUGGAGAGGAAGAAGGCGGAGCGGAUGGCUGAGGAGGAGGAGGGUGGAAGCACGGAGGAAGGGGAGGGUGCCUAA